Messenger RNA from Rhopalosiphum padi (bird cherry-oat aphid), 2996 nucleotides. RefSeq names its product putative Dol-P-Glc:Glc(2)Man(9)GlcNAc(2)-PP-Dol alpha-1,2-glucosyltransferase (gene Alg10). Gene Ontology annotation, molecular function: dolichyl pyrophosphate Glc2Man9GlcNAc2 alpha-1,2-glucosyltransferase activity. Gene Ontology annotation, cellular component: endoplasmic reticulum. Gene Ontology annotation, biological process: protein N-linked glycosylation; dolichol-linked oligosaccharide biosynthetic process. The record is from RefSeq and is a predicted model, not a curated record. NCBI's taxonomy places the organism in Eukaryota, Metazoa, Arthropoda, Insecta, Hemiptera, Aphididae.
UAUCAUUUGUAUCAAGACACGUUCGAUAAUAUUCAAAAAUCCGUGUUUACAUCUUCGUAAUAAAAUAAUUCGUAAUAUUUAUAUUAUUCAGUGUCUACCAGUGGUCACUCAUAACAGCGCAAUUAACUCUACUUAAGUGAACUGUCGAUUAUGUCGUCGGCAUCACGAUCGACAAUUUUUUAUACGGUUUUUAAGAUCCGCGUAUAAAUCUGAUGGCCGCACCGAAGGCGUCUCGACGUGGACAAAAAUCAUUGGCGCAGUACUCUGAAACGAUCGGUGGAUGCAAUGUCUCGAUCCUGCCCGCCGUGGUUCUGUCUACCGUCACCUGGUAUUUGUUACAGUACGUUGUCCAACCAUUGUUCGGUUCACCUGAUGAGUAUUAUAUAGAUGAAGAAUUUCACGUGCCCCAAGCGCAACACUAUUGCCGAGCAGAGUUUCAUAAAUGGGAUCCCAAAAUAACUACUCUACCUGGACUUUAUUUGUUGUCAAGCACUGUGUUAGUACCUUUUAUGAAGAUAUAUGACACAGUAUUAUCACUACUUGGUGUAUUAGAUAGUGAUGACCUUCGAAUCAAUGAUCCCUGUUCUUUGGUUGCAUUGCGGGCUGUAAAUGCAGUAGGAGCUCCAGCAUGCUUAUAUUACGCAUACUAUCGUUGUCAACAAAUUCUUUUUCAGAAUGAAAAUAAGAAAACAAAAAUUGCAAAAUGGACUUGUAUGUUCUUGGCGCUGAAUGUAGCAACAUUCCCAGUUAUUUAUGCGCCAUAUUCAAUGCUUUAUUAUACAGAUGCAUGGGCUACAGCGUCUGUUUUCUUAUGGUACUCUAGUCAUUUGAGUAAUGAGACUCAUUUUUUGGUUAAAGUUAUAUUUGGUGGAUUUUCUGUUCUGUGUCGUCAGACAAACAUUGCAUGGUUAGUGUUUGCAUCCAUUAUAGAUGUAUGUCACUGCGCCGAACAAUGUUUUCCUACAGUAAAAAAUAGUGUUUCGCUAUUUUCUUAUAUCCAAGCUUCUAUUACUGAACUCUACUAUUGCUGUUCAAUUAAAAAAAAGAAUAAGUCCAAGAAGUUAAUAGACUUUUUUCAGAAAUGUUUACAUGUCACCAGCUCAAGUGUCAUAGUUAUUGUAUCUUUUGUUUCAUUUGUGGUUUUUUUUAACAAUGGUGACAUAGUUGUCGGAGAUCGACAUGCACAUAUUCCUCGUUUUCAUCCAAUGCAAUUAUGUUACUUUGUAAUAUUUGUAUUAGCGUUUUCAUUGCCAUGGUUUUUAUCUCAGACUUAUUUUAAAAGACAAACUUCUAAUUCUGUUAAAAAACAUUUCAAUUUAGCUAAAGCCUUUAAUGAAAUCCACAGCAAUAUAUCCAAAGUAUUUGUUGUAAUACUAUUGAUAAUAAUAUCUGGAUUGGUGUAUUUUAACACUAUAGCCCACCCAUACUUGUUAGCUGACAAUAGACAUUAUACAUUUUAUGUUUGGCGAUUGUUGUUUAGUCCUGGUAAACCAAUCUUUUUGAGAUAUUUACCAGUGCCAUUGUAUGCUUACAGUCUAUGGUUAGUGGAUAGAACAUUGAUGCAAUCGUCAAUUGCUUAUAGAUUGGCAUAUUGGAUAGUGACACCCCUUAUUCUUUGUGCCCAAUUUUUAUUGGAGCCUCGUUAUUUUGUUGUACCAUACCUUAUGUAUAGGUUACACAGUAAUAAACAUUCUACAAAUAAUUAUACUUUUAAAGCAGCAUUCAUUGAAUUUAUAGCAUACCAAGUUUUUAAUUUUAUUAUUAUGAGGAUAUUUUUAUAUAAUCCUUUCGUUUCAACCAUGGACAACACGGGUCGAUUGGAUCGCUUUACUUGGUGAUCUCUAUUGUUAAUUAUUUUUAAAUUGUUCAUAUUUAAUUGAAAAUUCUACAUUUUUAUUAUUGAUUUUGUUAUUUGCUAUAGAAAUCAGACCAGCAUUAUUAUAAUACAUAAAAUUAUAAUUUUUGUAGCAAUAUCAAAAUCCAAUUUUGUAUUUCAUCAAUAGUGACUUAUAAAAUAUUACAUUUUUUAUUCUGAUAAUAAUGCCUACAUUUUAUAUUUACAUCAAUUAUGCUGAAUUUAAAAUCUGUAUAAAAGAAAUUACUACACAUUAUGCUGUUUUACAUAAAUAAUUAAUAUAUUGUGAAUUAAUAGUCAAUUAAUCAAUGUUUUAUGUAUCUUGGUAUAACAGAAAUAAAUUUCUAACCUUUUUUAGAUAAAAUAAAUUGUUCUACUGAGUAGAAUUAAUUUAAAAAAAAUGUUAGAUCACAAAAAUAGGUUUUUGGACAAAUUUCAUAUUAAUAUCAAAAUUAAAAUAUGGGACAAAUUAUGUUGAUACUAUAAUUACAAUUGCCACACAUCCGAUUACUUAACUAAUAAACAAAGAAUGUAUGAAUAUUUUUGUGGACACAUAUUUAAAUAAUUCUUGUUGAUAAAAUAAGAAUUUCUAUUGAAUUGAUUGUAUGUGUAAUAUUGAUUUGUUAAUAUUAUUUUUAUUGGUUAAUUAAAUUAAAUUAUAUUGAACUCUGUAAUUAAAACAAAGAUAUAAAGCCCAUAUAAAUUGUAUUAUAUUAAAUAUAGGUAUUUUCUUACCAUUAUAUAAUUUUAAUACAAGUAUUAUAAUAUACUACUUGUAGAAGAAUAAUAACAUUAAUAUUUUUGUAUUGAUAAUGCAAUAAUACAAAAUAUUUAUUUUUGUUUUAAUUAAAUAAGUUGGGAUUCUAUUUAAAAAUAAUAAAUUUCAUAUUUUACAAUUGUUUCUGAAAAAAAUUGUAUAGAUUUAAAUCAUAUUUAUAUUCUGUAUUUUCAAACAUAAAAUAUACUAAAAAUAUAUUAAAAUAUUAGAUUAUUAUAAGACUGACAAAGUUUUUUAAUAUAAAUAUAUUUAAUUUAAUAAUGUAACAGACUGACACAUUUUUUAUUUAUGUAUCAAAAAAAUUGAUUAGAUUGUCAAUAUUUUAAUUUUAAAUACAUUUAAUAUUAAAUUUAUUUGAAAUGA